UGUUUUCCCCAAGAGUUGAUUCUCUACUCACGUUUGAUGAUAUUAAUAUAAAAGGAUUGUAUAAAGGUUUAUCCAGUUAGUCAACAAGCAGACAUGAGGCGGCGUUUAUGUGUGGUGUUGUGUCUCGCCGCGCUGUGCGGUGCAUCAGAAAGAGUGCGCCGAGGUUAUGGUGCCGCUGACGCAGGCGGGGGCGGCGGAGGCGGCGGGGGAGGUGGCUUCGGCUUUGGAGGUGGGGGCGGCUUCGGCUACGGCGGCGGUGGCGGCGGCGGCGGUGGCUUCGGGGGCGGCCUAGACGCCAUCCACGAAGGAGUCUCCGGAAUACUUGGAAAAGUCCACGCUGGCUUGAAAAACAUCGGCAGCGGUGGAUUCAGCGGAGGAUACAGUGUCGGGGGUAAUGGUGGGGGAGGAUAUAGUGGCGGCGGGGGUUACAGCGGAGGGGGAGGAUUGGGCGGCGGCGGAGGCGGAGGACUAGGUGGAGGCCUAGGCGGCGGAAACGAAAAAGUUGUGUACACAAAAUCGGAUGACGGAAAAUCUGGCGGCUUCGCUUUCACCGGAACACUUGACGGAGGCAAAGGUGGUUACGGCGGCGGCGGCGGCUACAGCGGCAACGGCGGCGGCGGGGGCGGUGGAUACGGAGGCGGCGGUGGAUUCGGAGGCGGCGGCGGCCUUGGUGGCAGCGGUGGAUCUAGCGGGGGACACGGAGGCAGUGGUGGCUACGGAGGAAGCAGUGGAGGCGGCUACGGUGGAAGCAGCGGUGGCGGGUUUACCAAGGUUGUAACUGUGAAAAUAGACGGCGGUGGUAUUGGCGGUGGUUCGGGCUGUAGCUCCGGCGGCUGCGGUGACACCGCGGGCGGCGGCGGCGGGCAUGGAGGUGGCGCUGGCUUCGGCGGAGGCACUGGAGGAGCCUCCGGAGGUUAUGGCAGCAGUGGAUCUGGCGUCAGCACUCUUAAAGUAGUGGGAUCCGGCAGCGGUGGGUACGGUGGGGCCUCAGGUGGAAAUGGAGGCGGAUAUGGUGGCGGCGCCGGCUUCGGAGGCGGUGGUGGCGGAGGCUUUGGAGGUAGUGGCGCUGGAGGCUCUGGAGGCAGUGGUUCCGGUGAAUACGGCAGCACAUUGAAAGUUGUCGGGUCUGGGAGCGGCGGAUAUGGUGGUAGCUCUGGCGGCGGCUACGGCGGUAGCUCUGGAGGCGGCUACGGCGGUAGUUCCGGCGGGGGGUAUGGAGGCGGCGGAGGUCUCGGGGGCGGCGGGGGACUCGGUGGUGGCGGUGGAUCCAGCCACGGUGGCGGAUUGGGUGGCCUCGGCUUCAGUAAGACAAUAUCAGGCUCUCUGAACAUCGGUUUGGGAGGCUCUGGCAGUGGCAAAUCUUACGGAGGCGGUGGAUAUGGUGGAGGACUAGGAGGCGGAGGCGGUGGAGGGUACGGAGGCGCCGGGGGUUAUGGAGGUGGUUUAGGGGGCGCGGGCGGUGGGGCUGGCGGUCAUAGCGGCUCAGACGGCCAUGGAGGUUCUGGCGGUUGUGAUGGCUCCUGUGGCGGGUCAGGAAGCUCAGGUGGGGGGGCCUACGCCUCCGCCAGCGCGAAAGCCUCCGCUUCAGCUAGCUCUAGUAGCGGUAGCUACGGCAAAUGAAAAAUUGGUGUAUUAGAAAACUAAGGCAUUCUCUAUGAUGUAUAAGCAUUUUGUCACCAUGUGAUAAUAUUUUAGAGUUUACAAUGUAUGUUUGGACUUUGGAUUAGGCUAUACAAUCUCGGUAUUCGUUGUAUUGUAAUCUUGGGUUCAAAAAAUUUUUGUCCCCGUGCUUCGGAGGGCAAGUUAAGUAGUCGGUCCUGACUUCUGUAUCCCCAUGUAAGUAUAUUGUAAUUGUUACAUGAGCCAUGUCUUGGGCUUAGGCGGUUCAAUAGUAACCCUGAAACCAGGGUUGAUGAAGCCUAAAUUAUCUACAUCUAAAGAUUGCAUACAGCUCCCUCCCUUGCAUAGUGAAAGUAGGUAUGAAAUGUUACUAUGUGAGGAAAUGCUUGCCAUAUUUUUGUAAAUACUGAUAAAGCAGCGCCCGUAGCAUGGUGCCUAUCGCGCGCGAUACCAAAUUCGAGUGCCGUGUUUUGUUAGUUAGGUACUAGUUUUAUAAUGUAAGAACGCUUGUAAAAAUGUUAAUGAUUACGAUAAGCAAGACUUUUUAAUUUUUAUAGUCAUUAAAUUAUUUAAGUUUAUAUUCUCAUGCA
Molecule: messenger RNA, 2210 nt
Organism: Pectinophora gossypiella (pink bollworm)
Lineage: Eukaryota; Metazoa; Arthropoda; Insecta; Lepidoptera; Gelechiidae
Exons: 2
Coding region: 94-1620 (508 amino acids)
Source: RefSeq, a predicted model, not a curated record